UCGGCUGCGGCAGCGGAUUUUGUAGUUCGGCUGUUGGUGGAAAUCGAUUCAGGUCUUGUGGGCAGAUGGCUGGGCUCAGGCCUGCCGGAGAAGCCUUGUCUUACAAAAUGGUAGAUGAUGAACUGGCACUAUUUGAUAAAAGCAUAAAUGAAUUUUGGAAUAAAUUCAAAAGCACUGUCAAUGACACCUCCUGUCAGAUGGUGGGACUAAGAGAAGCCUACAAGGACUCCAUUAAAGCAUUUGCAGAAAAGCUGUCUGUGAAAUUAAAGGAAGAAGAACGGAUGGUUGAAAUGUUUCUGGAGUAUCAAAAUCAAAUCUGCAGACAGAAUAAGCUCAUUCAAGAGAAAAAAGAGAACUUAUUAAAGUUGAUUGCUGAAGUAAAAGACAAAAACCAGGAAGUGGAGGCACUGACUGCAAAUAUCCAGGAUCUUAAGGAAGAAUAUGCUAGGAAGAAGGAAACUAUUUCCACUGCUAACAAAGCUAAUGAAGAGAGGUUGAAAAGGCUACAGAAAUCUGCAGACUUAUAUAAAGAUCGACUUGGACUAGAAAUUCGAAAAAUUUAUGGUGAUAAAUUGCAGUUUAUAUUCACUGAUAUUGACCCUAAGCAUCCUGAUCACCCAUUUAUGUUUUCCCUGUGCCUAAAUGAAGCAAGGGACUAUGAAGUGUCAGAUAGUGCUCCUCAUCUUGAGUGCCUUGCAGAAUUUCAAGAAAAAGUAAGGCAGACCAACAAUUUUUCGGCUUUUCUUGCCAACGUUCGGAAAGCUUUUACUGCCCUGGUUUAUAAUUGA
Budorcas taxicolor (takin) is the source of this 788-nucleotide messenger RNA. RefSeq names its product SPC25 component of NDC80 kinetochore complex (gene SPC25). Lineage: Eukaryota; Metazoa; Chordata; Mammalia; Artiodactyla; Bovidae. Gene Ontology annotation, biological process: chromosome segregation. Gene Ontology annotation, cellular component: Ndc80 complex. The transcript is spliced from 7 exons. Bases 66 to 788 code for a protein of 240 amino acids. The record is from RefSeq and is a predicted model, not a curated record.